AGAUUAUACAAGAGAAGAAAAAUAUGAGAAACCACACAGAAAUAACAGAGUUUAUCCUCCUGGGAUUGUCAGAUGACCCACAGCUUCAGGGGAACAUACAGUCACUGUUCGAAAGUGGGGAAAAAUGAUCAGCGAUGAAAAAUCACACAGUACCCAAAGAAUUCAUUCUUCUAGGGAUAUCUGAUGACCCAGAGCUCCAGACUGUGAUUUUUCUCUUUUUAAUUACCACAUAUAUAUUAAGUGUCACUGGAAAUCUGACCAUCAUCACUCUCACUUUGGUGGAUUCCCAUCUACAGACCCCUAUGUAUUUCUUCCUCAGGAACUUCUCUGUAUUAGAAAUAUCCUUUACAACUGUCUGUAUUCCUAGGUUUCUGGGCACAAUUAUCACCAGAGACAAAUCUAUUUCAUACAAUAAUUGCACUGCUCAGUUGUUUUUCCUCAUCUUCAUGGGUAUAACUGAGUUUUAUCUUCUCACUGCCAUGUCCUAUGAUCGCUAUGUAGCCAUCUGUAAACCCCUACAUUAUGCAACCAUCAUGAACAAAAGAGUCUGCAUUUUACUUGUCUUUUGUGCUUGGCUGGCAGGAUUCUUAAAUAUCUUCCCACCAGUUAUUCUUUUUCUCCAGUUAGAUUACUGUGGCUCCAAUGUCAUCGAUCACUUUGUUUGUGACUAUUUUCCCCUCUUGCAGUUAUCUUGCUCAGACACAUGGCUCCUAGAAGUGAUUGGCUUUUACUCUGCAAUAGUCAUACUGCUUUUCACUUUGGCAUUAAUAAUUCUAUCCUACAUGUUCAUCAUGAGAACAAUUCUGAAACUGCCUUCCGCCAGUCAGAGAAAAAAGGCAUUUUCUACGUGUUCCUCUCACAUGAUUGUCAUUUCCAUCUCUUAUGGAAGCUGCAUAUUCAUGUAUGCCAACCCUUCUGCAAAACAGAAGGCAUCAUUGACCAAAGGAGUAGCUAUUCUGAAUACCUCUGUGGCUCCUAUGAUGAAUCCAUUUAUAUAUACCCUGAGGAACCAGCAAGUAAAGCAAGCCUUUAAGGAUACUGUCCAAAAGGUUUUGUUUUUCUCCAGUAAUUGAAGGCAUUAGUAGCAUUACAAGAAUGAAGUGCUUGGAAAUGCUUUCUACUAUUCACACUUUCUCAAAACUCCCUUUCCUUUACUCGAGUUAUGUGUUUUCCCCUUUUUGUCCAUCCCCCUAUUACAAUUUCCCAAUCAUGGAACUCAAUAAAUUUGAUAAUGUGAAUAUCGUGUCAGAAUUUUCUGUACAUUCAAAAGUUUUAUUCAAAUGUAUUUGAAUGAAGUAAUAAAAUUGGGUUGAUGAUUAUGA
Messenger RNA from Felis catus (domestic cat), 1322 nucleotides. RefSeq names its product olfactory receptor 6C3-like. The record is from RefSeq and is a predicted model, not a curated record. Bases 135 to 1073 code for a protein of 312 amino acids. Gene Ontology annotation, biological process: G protein-coupled receptor signaling pathway. Gene Ontology annotation, molecular function: G protein-coupled receptor activity; olfactory receptor activity. Gene Ontology annotation, cellular component: membrane. The transcript has 2 exons. NCBI's taxonomy places the organism in Eukaryota, Metazoa, Chordata, Mammalia, Carnivora, Felidae.